UAUAAUCCUUACCUUCAAUAUUUGACUUUUUUCCCUACAGAUAAACUCGACGGUUACGGUUUCGGGACGGAAAUGGCUUCUCGAACAGAAAAUGGGAUACCUACUAUCGACCUGCGAUCAAAACUUCACUCUGCUCUCCUAGAUUCUGACGUUCGUCCACGUCAAAUUCAGCUGGCGGCCUCUCGACGCCGCGACCUUGAUUCUCCACACACCAGCCGCUUAUCACCUACUGCAAAGGCCCUCCAACGCUCAUGAACGGCGAGGUCGGACACCGGCGAAGCAAACUGUAAAUAUUCGCUGACUACACCGUACACGAGAGCCAAAGGUCAUGCUAUUUCUUCCUCACCAACUGCGCCAUGUCUGAUAUAAGACGCCGUUUGCCACCGACAAAAACUUCAUCUGAAGAGAAGGCACUCCCACCGGUGCAAGACGACCACACAGCAAAGGUAGUCAAAGAUGUUCGGGUUACCGAAAUACCAGAGAAGCCUAAGACGCGCAAGCGUCGCACCACUGCCAUCUUUCUGCUAGGGAGUCUGUUUGGCAUCAUUGCUGCAGGCUUCUUUGCAAAAAGCAGUGAUUUGAUCGACCUUCCUGAACUAGGCGAGUUCAGCGUGAACAGCCUGCUCGAUGCCCUCCCUGCCGGUUUGAUUGCCGAUAUGCGCGAUUUCGUGAAAGGAGAACGUGACUUUGUCGACAGUUAUGAGGCCUUUGCCGUCGGUCUACAAGCACGCGCCGAGGGCCUCGAGGCCCAUCACCCAAUGAUCAUGGUCCCCGGCGUCAUAUCCACCGGCCUCGAGUCGUGGGGCACGACCAAUAUUUCGCGUCCCUACUUCAGAAAGCGUCUUUGGGGCAGUUGGAGCAUGAUGCAGGCGUUGGUGCUUGACAAGGACAACUGGAAGAGGCACAUCAUGCUGGACAAGCAAACCGGUCUGGAUCCUCCGGAUAUAAAGCUGCGAGCCGCACAAGGGUUUGAUGCCACCGACUUCUUUAUUACCGGCUACUGGAUAUGGAACAAGAUUUUCGAGAACCUGGCCUCCAUAGGCUACGACCCGACCAACUCCUUCACCGCAGCAUACGAUUGGAGAUUGUCAUAUCCGAAUCUCGAAGUCCGAGAUCAAUAUUUCACUCGUCUCAAGUCAUAUGUCGAGACCGCGCACGAGCUCUCCGGCAAGAAAGUCGUGCUAGUAUCCCACAGCAUGGGUGGACAGGUUGUCUUUUAUUUCUUCCACUGGGUCGCAUCGGCCAUGGGUGGCCGUGGAGGCAACGACUGGGUUGAGCGCCACGUUGAGGCAUGGAUCAAUGUUAGUGGCUGUAUGCUCGGGGCUGUGAAGGACUUGACCGCAGUUCUCUCUGGCGAAAUGCGGGACACGGCCCAGCUCAACACUUUCGCCGUGUACGGCCUGGAGAAGUUCUUGAGCAAGGAGGAGAGGGCGGAGCUCUUCCGAGCCAUGCCCGGAAUUUCGUCCAUGCUUCCGCUCGGUGGGAACGCCGUCUGGGGCAACGGAACCUGGGCGCCGGAUGAUCGGCCUGGUCAGAAUUUUACGUACGGGAAUCUGCUUAACUUCAGGCAGGGUAUGAACUGGACCUUGCCAGAGAGGAACUUGACGGCCGAAGAUGCGAUCGAGUAUCUCUUCAACACAACGGAGCCCUGGUAUCAGGAUCAAGUCAAGAGGAGCUAUUCUCAAGGUGUCGCACAUACGCAAGCCGAGGUUGACGCAAACGAGCAAGAUGCUCGUAAGUGGAUGAAUCCCCUCGAGACUAGGCUACCCUUGGCACCCAAUCUCAAAAUCUACUGCUUUUACGGAGUCGGAAAGCCCACCGAGCGGAGCUACUUCUACCGGCAACCAGAAUUCCAACCGUUCACGAACCUGAACAUCACUAUAGACACUGCCCUCACAGAAGGCGACGUUGACCACGGCGUCGUCAUGGGAGAAGGCGACGGGACGGUUAAUUUGCUUAGUACGGGUUACAUGUGUAACUACGGCUGGCAUGUCAAGCGUUAUAACCCGGCGGGUAGCAAGAUUACCGUCGUCGAAAUGCCUCACGAGCCCGACAGGUUCAACCCGCGAGGCGGGCCCAAAACAGCCGACCACGUAGACAUCCUGGGCCGCCAGAAUCUGAACGAGCUCAUUUUGCGGGUGGCGGCAGGCAAGGGAGACACUAUCUCUGACCAUGUGGUUAGCAACAUACGAGAAUAUGCCGAGAAGGUCAAGAUUUACGAGGAAGAAGACAGCCCCGGGGGUAUGGGCAACAUGCAUCCGUAGAAGAACAGCUUCUACUCUUUGUCGCAGUACUGGGCCUUCCUGGAAUGGCCUGCGUGUAUCCGUAUUACCUAGUCCCUGGCAGCUCAAGCUUCAGGAAUGCUUCCCUUGAAGACCAGCUUGCCUAGGAGGACUUGCGGGGCCAACGACAAUACCUGUCAGAUGCCUACAGCCACCUUAUCGAGGUGUGACAAACCACAUUAUGUCAGACAAGUAGAGUACCUGUCGAACAGACUAUAGUCUUUUCGGUUAUAUAACGGGCCGUAUUGCUAAGAUUAUAAUCCGGGUAGAUACCUGCAGAAUUUUCACCACUAAUAUUACGGUAGCAGGAAUUCUCUGACGGUCUAAUACAGGGAUAAUAUAUAGAUAAGCGCC
Sodiomyces alkalinus F11 is the source of this 2636-nucleotide messenger RNA. RefSeq names its product LACT-domain-containing protein. Gene Ontology annotation, molecular function: phospholipid:diacylglycerol acyltransferase activity. Lineage: Eukaryota; Fungi; Ascomycota; Sordariomycetes; Glomerellales; Plectosphaerellaceae. Gene Ontology annotation, cellular component: cytoplasm; perinuclear endoplasmic reticulum. The coding region runs from base 357 to 2264 and encodes 635 amino acids. Gene Ontology annotation, biological process: triglyceride biosynthetic process; lipid storage. The record is from RefSeq and is a predicted model, not a curated record. The transcript is spliced from 2 exons.